AUGUUCUACCUCGCUCAUGGAUUUAAGAGAGAGCUUCCAGAGACCAGAGAGAAAAAAGUACUUAAACAGGAGCGCGGAGUGGGUCAUGUCCGUGGUGGAGUUUGCCCUGUAGGUGGUGUCAUGGUAAUAUUCACGGAUUGGCUUCUGUCUCCUGUCAUCCCAAGAAGCACCUGUGGUUUGUCAAUGGCUGGCGAAGACACUGGUUUGGAGGCUGUAGCCUCGCCGAUGGUGGGGUAUUUGGGAAAAGUUCAAGAAAGAGCCGCGUCCCUGGACCAAUGUCCCUGGUGCUGUUCCAAAGGUCUGACUUAUCCUCUGCGCUCCUAUCGCAUAAACUUAGAAGAGUCCAUCACACUUUGCACAAAUCCUCAGUGCCUGUUCCCGUUGGUCAGUCGUCCUCUGGAGGAUGUUUUGUCCAGCUUGGUCUUAGUGGAACCAGCGACUGAAGACGACAGGAAUAAGCCACUAACACUUGUAGACGAUAAACCCAGUCCCUCGUCUCCAAAGCGGCUUCAGGAAGAGUCCUCUCAAGGCAGCGAGCGAGAUGGAGAAAACCACUGUACAAACACUGUCUCUCUGGAUGGAAUCUCCAGUUUACCAGACGGGGAUGUCUCUCCUCCACCUGCGCAGACAGAAGCAACAAUUGAGCCCAUGUUGUCUGCAGAGAACACUGUGGCACUUACGGAUUAUGUAGUUAAUUCAGAAAUCAAGGACAUAUCCCCUGAGGAGAAGCUUGUUCCAGCUCCAGUUGAGAUUUUCUGGAGAAAUAAGAAGAACCUUUGCUGGUUGGACUCUCUGCUUGUAGCGCUGGUGAAUUUAAAGAGUCUGAGGAACUUAAAACCUCCAGCUGAGCCACAACAGUCACCAGUGUGGAGAGUUUUGUCAACCUGUGAUGAGGCAAAUGCAGCCAUCCAGAGUCAACAACAGCCGGACAAAGAUGGUUCCAUGAAAGUCCCGCGUCAACUGUUAAAAACCGUCAACACGACCCUGGAGACGCUCCGCAUGUCGGUCUUUGAUCUGCUGCAGCCAAAGCUUCAAUGCAAACUCGGACAAAAAGAAUCUCCGGUUUUCGCUCUGCCGCUUUUACUCAAGUUGGAUCCGUGGCUGGAGUCGUCGUUCCAGGCCUCGUUCCGCUGGGAUUUUAGAUGCUCUUCUUGCAAAAGCAGCACGAGAGAAAAUCUUGUGAAGACUCUUCCCAGUUUCACAAACAUCGUUCCUGACUGGCAUCCGCUCCGAGCGUCUCACCUCGCUCCCUGCAACAACUGCCACCAGAAAAACCAGCGCAGGAGGAUGGUGCUGCAGGGAGCUUCUCCUGUGUUCGUGCUGCACUUUGUGGAGGGACUUCCCGAUAACAACAUCCAAGUUUAUAAUUUUAACUUCAAGAAAAGGCACUACUCGGUCACAGCCGUCAUUCAGUAUAGCAGUCACCAGGAGCACUUCGUCACGUGGGUGCAUCGCUCUGAUGGGUCUUGGUUGGAGUUUGACGAUUUGAAACAUCCGCACUGCACAUCGCACCAGACUUUCCCGGUCCCAGCUCAGGAAAUCCAUAUCGUUUUCUGGGAGGAAGAGCAGCGGCAGGAGUCCCGAGCCUGCUCCCCCUCCAGCACCUCCACCGAAACCCCGCUAUCCACAAAUCGCAUCCACCCCAGUGUGAAGGACUUGGAUAAUAUCGCACAAGAGUUGUUCCAAAGCUCUCCGGAUCAGUCGCUUCUCCACCCUCAAAACACUUCGGAUAUUGUGGAUGGUAUUUCGGAACAGGAUGCCAGCAUUAUGGCAGAGGUCGACACCACAAUCGGGUACAAGCUCCUGAAAAAGCUCAAAGCAAAGAAGAAAAAGCUAGCACAGUUAAACGAAAUGUUGGGAGAGGCCAGACCGGACAGCACCAAUGCCUUCUCACCAGGCAGCGUCACCUCCAGCACUUUAGACGACGAGUUUCUCUCCGAUCUCUUUUCUCCGGCGACUACGGUGACUAGCACUCGAUCUCCCGACAGCACGGACUUUCUAGAGAUGUUAGCAAAUGGGCAAGAAGCUAGCGUCAGCAUGGAGAUGAGCCAGAGUACGCAGAUGCAGCAGAAUACAGGCAUGGAGACGAAUGACUUUUUGGACGAAUUCAUGUCCCAAGCCGUCGCGGAAAGACCGGGCGAAAUGGAAGAGGAUCCGCUCAUGGAGUUGGGUGUCACUUGA
Knipowitschia caucasica is the source of this 2181-nucleotide messenger RNA. The record is from the annotation of a GenBank genome assembly. Lineage: Eukaryota; Metazoa; Chordata; Actinopteri; Gobiiformes; Gobiidae.